UCGAUCAUUCAUACUACCUAACAUACUCAUGUGGAUGACGAUGGUAGUGAGAGUGAGAGCGGCCAUUCUGGCCGUCGUCUUUGCCACGGCGCUCGCCACAGCCGCCCGCGCCGAUGGGGAGUGCGGCGCCAACAACAAGUGCGCGAACUGCCUCUGCUGCAGCAGCUACGGGUACUGCGGCAGCAGCGACGCCUACUGUGGCCACGGCUGCCAGAGCCAGUGCAACGGGUGUACCCCUGCUCCGGCCCCGGUUCCAACUCCCCCGGCUCCCCCAGCUCCUCCCGGCGAGGGCGUGGCAUCCAUCCUGUCAAGGGACCUCUUCGAGAAUAUGCUCCGCCAUCGUAACUACACGGCCUGCCCCGCCCGCGGGUUCUACACCUAUGAAGCCUUCAUCGCUGCUGCCACCACGUUCCCCGACUUCGGCACCGCAGGUAACCUAGAGACGCAGAAGCGGGAGGUGGCGGCCUUCUUCGGCCAGACCUCCCACGAGACCACCGGCGGGUGGCCCACGGCCGAGGACGGCCCCUACUUCUGGGGCUACUGCCACAAGGAGGAGAUUGACAAGUCCUCCGAUUACUGCCAGCCGUCGGUCCAGUGGCCGUGCGCGCGCGGCAAGAAGUACUACGGCCGCGGCCCCAUGCAGCUCUCUUGGAACUACAACUACGGCCCGGCGGGCGCAGCCAUUGGCGGGGGGGACCUGCUGAACAACCCGGACGUGGUGGCCACGGACCCGACGAUGUCGUUCAAGGCGGCACUGUGGUUCUGGAUGACUGCCCAGGCGAACAAGCCGUCGUGCCACGACGUGAUCACGGGCAAGUGGAAACCGUCGGCCGCGGACAAGGACGCUGGUCGGGCGCCCGGGUAUGGUGUCAUCACCAAUAUCAUAAACGGCGGGCUCGAGUGUGGCACAGGGCAGGAGGACCCCCGUGUGGUCGACCGGAUCGGGUUUUAUAAAAAUUACUGCGACCUCCUCCACGUCGGCUACGGGAGCAACCUCGACUGUUACAACCAGAGGCCCUUCAACAGCGGGCUCUCGGCUGGGCUCGCGUCGCAGUGACAACAUACUAAGACUUUGAGUGAGCCUUCUCCUCAUGCAUGGGUGUGUGAAUGUGAUCAUCAAUAAAUAAAGUCGAGGAAGUACCGUGUGAGUGAAUAAAUGGAUGAAUAAAUAAAUUUUCUAUAGUUGCGUGGGGGUAUCUCUCGAUGUAGAGAUUGAAAAUGUUGCCCUCUUUAUUAAACACGUGUCUUUUUUGUGUU
Triticum urartu is the source of this 1257-nucleotide messenger RNA. The record is from RefSeq and is a predicted model, not a curated record. Lineage: Eukaryota; Viridiplantae; Streptophyta; Magnoliopsida; Poales; Poaceae.